UAUAACUCUCACUUUGUUCACAUUAAAGUGUCUAUAUACCACACACAAAUAUUGCCAAAAUCACAAAAUUCUCUUUCCCAUUAUGAUUAUUUUCUUUCUUUUUUCAUAUCACUAGACAAAAUUAUUUUCGUUUUUGAUUCAUAAAAAAAUUGUUUCUUGAACUAAGCUUUAGCAGAGAAACAAUGGCAGAAACAGCAAAAUAUGCACCUAUCAAUGGUGCAACAUUGUAUACAGACAUGAAAGUUCACUUGUCUGUUGUGAAGACUAAGAGAACUGUUGCAUUUGCAUAUGGCUUUGUGUUUGUUUUCAUUGUUGUUACUACUUUCUUGGCUUUUAGUCCUUCACCUAAUCCUUCUUCACCAUGGUUCACCAAUAUUUUUUCAUUAAGUAAACAAGAAGGUAAUGGUGGUGGUACUUAUAGAUCUUCUGUUUUCUCUAACUUCUUCACAAAAUCUUCACAUCAUGUUGGGGAUGUUAGUGGUGGUGAUGUUGUUGUUCCAAGAAGUUCAAAAAAGAACAAAAUUGAGCAACCCCAUUUGGAUAAAGUGUCACCAAUCGGUCAAAAGGCUCAAAAUAAUGAUAAAGUUGGAGUCUUGGAAAAGCCCUUAAAUUCUUCUGUGUUGAGUAAUCAAGAAUCAUCAGUGUUGAAGAAUGACACUCAAAGUAGAGAUUUUGAUGAUAAAGUUGGAAUCUUGAAGGCAAAUGAGAGCUCAAUUGAGGGUACUAAGUUUGCUGCAGCAACUGUAAAUCAGACUCAAAGUAAAGAUUUUGAUAAAAAAGUUGGAAUCUUGAAGGCAAAUGAGAGCUCAAUUGAGGGUCCUAGGUCUGCAGCAAGUGUAAAUCAGAGUCAAAGUAAAAAUUUUAAUGAUAAAGUUGGUAUCUUGAAGGGUCCUAAGUACUCUUCUGAGGAAAAAAGUGCUAAUGGGAAGGGAGAAAAGGGAGUUGUAGAGAAGGAAGCUUCUUCUUUGGUGAAUGAGGAGAUAAAUGGGAAAUUUUUUGAAAAGAAAAGAGAUGAAGAUUUGGUUAAGUCUUUGUUGAAUUGUGAUUUCUUUGAUGGGAAUUGGGUGACAGAUGAAUCUUACCCCUUGUAUAAACCUGGUUCUUGUUCUCUUAUUGAUGAGCAAUUCAAUUGUUUUCUCAAUGAUAGGCCUGAUAGUGGAUACUUGAAGAUGAAAUGGAAGCCUAAGGCAUGUAGUCUUCCCAGAUUGAAUGCCACUCAUAUGCUGGAAUUGUUAAGAGGAAAACGUCUCGCUUUCGUUGGCGAUUCUCUCAACCGAAACAUGUGGGAAUCCCUUAUUUGUAUUCUUAAAAACUCCGUAAAAGAUCAGAAGAAGGUUUAUGAAGAAUUUGGAAGGCACCAUUUCAGGACAGAAGCUUCGUAUUCGUUUAUAUUCGAAGAGUAUAAAUGCAGAGUGGAGUUCUUUGUGUCACCUUUCUUGGUUCAACAAUGGGAAGUUUCGGAUAAAAAAGGAGGGAAGAAGGAAACUCUUCGACUUGAUUUGAUCGGAGAGUCUGCUGAUAAGUAUAAAGGCGCGGACAUCAUAGUCUUCAACACCGGUCACUGGUGGACUCACGAGAAAACUUCCUUAGGGAAGGGCUACUAUCAAGAAGGAAGUCAUGUACACGAUGAACUAAACGUUCUUGAGGCCUUUCGGAGAGCAUUAACAACGUGGGGAAGAUGGGUCGAUGCUCAUAUAAAUCCCAGGAAGACGUUCGCUCUCUUCAGAGGUUAUUCUCCUACUCAUUUCAGCGGCGGGCAAUGGAAUUCUGGCGGGGCAUGUGACAGUGAAACAGAACCGAUAAAGAACGACACAUAUUUGACCCCGUAUCCAUCCAAAAUGACGGUACUAGAAAGUGUCUUCAAAGGAAUGAAAACUCAAGUCUCGUAUCUCAAUAUCACAAGAAUGACGGACUACAGAAAAGACGGUCAUCCAUCGAUAUAUAGGAAACCGAAUUUGACGGACAAGGAGAGGAGAUCACAAUGGAGGUACCAAGAUUGUAGCCAUUGGUGUCUUCCCGGUGUACCCGAUGCUUGGAACGAGCUGUUGUACGCUGAACUCUUGGUACGACAACACCAAAAACAACAAGAGAAAAUGUCAUAGGUAAAGUAAAACAAACAUUACGCUGCACGGACUCUUCAAAAAUAUCCUCAGGUGCUUGUCUUGUCAGAUCCUCAAUGUGACACGAGUGCAGUAGCAUUUUUGGAGAGUACCAACUACAUAGAAUUUACAAACACAUAUACAAUGUACAUUGGAAUAAUGAGUUGAGCCUAAAAAAAAUGUGCUGGCUUUUUUUGUUUGUUUGUUUUUAGAGUAAAGCUGCGUGCACAUCAACCUUCCAGAUCGUACCUGUGGAUUAUAUUGGCUAUGUCGUUGUUGUUGUAGUACAUUAUAGUGUAUGAGAGGAAGAGAAAGUUGAAGUUUCAAAAAAAAAAAGUAAUUGUUGUUUAAUUAUAGUUCUCUAAUGCUAUAAUGUAUUUUUCAAGUCUUUUGAGGGCUUGAAAAAGUGUAAAUUCUUCAAUGACUUACUUAUAUUAUUGUUUUUUUUUU
Molecule: messenger RNA, 2549 nt
Organism: Capsicum annuum
Lineage: Eukaryota; Viridiplantae; Streptophyta; Magnoliopsida; Solanales; Solanaceae
Product: protein trichome birefringence
Exons: 5
Coding region: 183-2102 (639 amino acids)
Cellular component (GO): Golgi apparatus
Molecular function (GO): O-acetyltransferase activity
Source: RefSeq, a predicted model, not a curated record